Drosophila obscura is the source of this 2857-nucleotide messenger RNA. Its product is annotated as ceramide kinase. Gene Ontology annotation, molecular function: kinase activity. Lineage: Eukaryota; Metazoa; Arthropoda; Insecta; Diptera; Drosophilidae. The coding region runs from base 504 to 2594 and encodes 696 amino acids. The transcript is spliced from 4 exons. The record is from RefSeq and is a predicted model, not a curated record.
AUUUUAAAAGUUCGCUGCUUCGGUCGCAUCGCGUCGCGCGACAAAAAAAAAAACAUUUAAACAUGUCGGAUGCGUAAAUUAUUAAUAAAAGUGGACGCGUAGCUCUAUGUAUUCAAAGUGUUUGUUUACUGUGAAGAUCCCAUAUAAAUUUCUUGUGGAGCGGAAACAACCCUUACCUCCUGCAGACGCGUAAAUCAAUCUCCCCUUGCCAUCGGGCAUAUCUAACGGCAACUUUGUUAAUUGUUAUUGCAAAUUGUACAGAGCUAAAGUACUUAAUCGAAUACUUAAGUCAUGAUUGUCGUUAGUUUUCACGUCUUGUAUUUAUGUGUCUGUGUUUGAGUGUCUUUUGAGUGUGCGAAAGUGCAAUGUAUUGAAUUUUCUUGAUUUCCCCAACCGCGACGUAACUGCAUUCAACACUUACAUACGUACAUUGCUUGUAUGGAUAUACGGAUAUACCUAUAUAAUAGUGCCGACAAAGCCACAGCCAUCGACGGAGAGCAGAGAUGACGCAAAGCAAACAGUCACAGGGGGGGUCAGCCACCUACGCGCCCUGCUCCGCCAACAACUAUGGGACCUGCUCCUCCUCCACCGCCGCCGCCGCAACAGCGGCUGGAGACCCUUCCCCUUCGCAUGACAUUUUGCUGAACAACUUCCAGCUGAAGAAGAAGGCCUAUCGAGUGCUGCUGCACGGCCAACAGCUGGUGUGGGAGCGCAUGCAGAAGGUGAAGCAGUCGAAGCGGAGCAGCCAGGAGAUCAAGGCACCGCUGCCCGAUGAUCCGCCUUCGCCAGAGGGACAGGGACACCGUGGCUAUGGCCCCAAGAGCCACAUACUCCAUUUGGAGGAUGUGAUCAGUGUGCGGGCGGGAGACACAAAGAUAGCCUCCAUCAAGCCGCCGAAUCCGCAGGCAUUCAAUGCGCCAGGGGAGGCCGACACCAGGCCCACAACCCAGUACCUGACCAUCAACUAUGCCCAGCGCCUGACCAAGUCCCAAACGGACUGCAAUCGCUGGGAGCUGCGACGCCUCACGUUCUUCAAUGCGGAUCCGUACAUUGUGCGGCAGUGGGACCAGGAGCUGCACGCCCGUCUGCACCAGUCGUCGCCCACUCGAAUGCGAGUGCGCCGCCUGCUGGUGUUCAUCAACCCGUAUGGCGGCCGGAAGGCUGGUUCGCAGACAUACGAGCGCCAUGUGCGGCCCAUAUUCCAGUUGGCGGGGAUCGAUGCCACGUGCAUUACCACCCAGCGGGCGAAUCAAGUGAGGGACAUCCUGCUAAGCCACGACCUGAGCUGCUACGACGCCAUCUGCUGUGUGGGCGGCGAUGGCACUGUGGCGGAGGUCAUCAACGGACUGCUCUUCCGGCGCAUGCGAGAGCUGGGCCUCGACGAGCAGCGACCCUCGUACAUACCGCGACCGGAGAUCCCAGUGGGUGUAAUCCCAGCGGGAAGCACGGACACCAUUGCCUACAGCAUGCAUGGAACGGCCGAUGUCCGAACGGCGGCCAUACACGUGAUCCUCGGGCAGCAUCGCGGCCUGGACGUAUGCAGCGUGAGCAACAGCCAGUCGCUGCUUAGGUUCUGCGCCAGCGUCCUCAGCUACGGCUACCUGGGGGAUGUGGCUGCCCAGAGCGAGAACUACCGCUGGAUGGGGCCCAAGAGGUACGAGUACAGUGGCGUCAAAGCCUUCAUCAGCAAUCGGGGCUACGACGCAGAGCUGCGGCUGCUGGAGGAGCCGGAUCUGCAGCCCACACCGCUGGAGGAGCAUCUCCCGCAGAGUCCGGACAGUGUUUGCUCUCUGGGCGAAUCUGUGCCCUCCAUUUGCUAUGCCAAUUGCCAGCGCUGCAGCUUUGCCAGCUCCAUGCAGGAGCAGCAACGCUCAUCCCUGUUUGUUCGCGAGGAAGACUCAGAAGUCGAUAAUGCAAGCAGCGCCGCACUGGAGGAGGCUGAACCAGAGGAGUCGCAUCUGACGCCCAGCGAGGCGGCGCUGCUCAGACCCAGGCCGCGGCCCGACAAGCUCCAGCUGCCCGUGGGCUCGGUACACUCCAUGAGGAGUCUUGCCUCUGAGCAAUGGAAGGUCAUAAAGGGCAACUUCUUUAUGAUCUGCGGCGCCAACAUAACCUGUGCCUGCGCCCGCAGUCCCAACGGAAUCUCCCGGUAUAGUCAUCUGGGCGAUGGCUGCUUGGAUCUGAUUCUCGUCAAGAAGACCUCACUGCUCAAUAAUGUGAGAUUUCUGUUGAAUACAGCCGGCAGGAGUGGAGAUAUUCGCAAUUUGCCCUUUGUGGAGGUCUAUCGAACAAGAAAGUUCCAGUUUAGGACAUUCGCAGCGGCCAGUGAUGAGAGCUACAGCAUUGCCGGCUCUUGCCAGCCCAUAGCACAGGCGGAGGUCGGCAGCAGCAGCAGCUCCACCUCUGAGUAUUCCAGCUGGAACUGUGACGGCGAGGUGGUCACCGAUUUGGACAUAACCAUGAGAUCGCAUUGCCAGCUUAUAGAGGUGUUCAUGCGUGGUCCCCAUUCCUAUAGCAAGCCGCUCAAGAGCGGCACAGCCCCCUCAACGCCAGCCAGCUCCAGCGACAAUGUGUACUGCUGUUGCAAGGACUAGGAGAAGCUUUAAAUAUAAAUUAAUCUAAACCUAAACUAAACCAUUUGGCCGUGACAAGUAGCUUGUAGUUUUGUGUAGGGUGUUCGUAUUCAUAUUCGUGUGGGUAUCCCCCCAAUUAUUGUUGUUUUAGCAUAGCUCAAAGGAAACCAUGUAACUGAUAUUCUUGACUGUAUUAUGGCAUCUGAAAGGUGCACCAAACAAACGGAAACAUUCCCCAAAGGAAAGGCCUGCAUUAUACAUUGAAAUAUACAUAUACAUAUAUG